ACUAUGUGGUCAGAAAUUGUAGAAUAUUUAAAAGAUGCGUCUUUAGUAGCAAAAAUACAAAAUUGUUUUGGUGUUAAAAUACAUUAUACUAGAACUUUGAAAGAACAUUGUAAGAAAAAUUCGUGUUCGACAAUCCAUGAUACUAAUUGUCGAAAUACUGAAUGCAAUUCAAAUAGUUGUCAAUUUAAACCUGAGGGAGCGAAAGAAAAUGGUUAUACUAUAACGGGAAAGAGAUCUCUUUGUGGGGCUAAAACAAGUAUAUACACGAGUGAUAAACAAGAACAAUCAUUUGUCUUUAAUUCGAAUCAUACUAUAACAAAUUACUUUUGGUAUUAUUUGUUUUUAUUUGGGACAGAAUUAGGGGAUGAAAUAUUUUAUUCUACAUUUAUACCUUUUUGGUUCUGGAAUAUUGAUGGUGCAGUGGGUAGAAGAGUUGUUUUAGUAUGGGCUAUUAUUAUGACAACAGGUCAAAUAUUAAAAGAUGUUAUAUGUUGGGCAAGACCUGCAUGUCCUCCAGCGGUUAGAUUACAAGUAAAAUGGUCAGAAGAAUACGGAAUGCCAUCUACUCAUGCUAUGAUUGGUAUAUCGAUACCAUUUAGUGUAGUAUUAUUUACAAUGAAUAGAUAUAUCUACCCUGUUUCUAUUGGUUGGACAAUUGCAAUUCUGUGGUGUACACUUGUGUGUAUGAGUAGACUAUAUCUGGGUAUGCACACAGUGUUAGACAUUUUAGCAGGCUUAAUAUUGGCCAUUGCACUGAUGAUUCCAUUAGUACCUUUAGUGGAUUUUACAGAUUAUUAUAUUCUUUCAAAUAUUUGGGCUUUAGCAAUUUUGAUUGCCAUUAGUAUAGCCAUCAUAGUUUAUUACCCAUGCAGCAGGAAAUGGACACCAACCAGAGGUGAUACUACUAUGGUAGUAUCUGUUACUACUGGAGUUCAUUUAGGAGCUUGGCUUAACUAUAAUACUGGAGCUAUGAUAGCUCCUAUAAAAUCACCACCAUAUGAUAUUAUAUGGCCAACUUAUUCAAUGUUUGGUUGCAUGAUACUUAGAACAAUACUUGGAUUUUGCAGUGUUUUUGCAACAAGAAUUGUUUGCAAAUCUCUUAGUUAUGGAAUAAUGUGUGCCAUAUUAAGAGUUAAUUCUAAGGACCUUAUGAAAAGUCAAAAUUAUUCUGAAGAUAAAAAUAAGGUUCUUGUUGAUCUAGUCUACAAAUAUGUGACUUGUUUUAUGAUAGGUGUAAAUACAGUAUAUCUCUUGCCAAAUGUAUUUUCCAUGAUCGGAAUCGAACGACCGACAUUUUACACAGAAAUAUAAAACAUUUUUUUCACAUAUAAAAA
Frieseomelitta varia is the source of this 1334-nucleotide messenger RNA. Its product is annotated as sphingosine-1-phosphate phosphatase 1-like. Gene Ontology annotation, molecular function: sphingosine-1-phosphate phosphatase activity. The transcript is spliced from 4 exons. Gene Ontology annotation, cellular component: endoplasmic reticulum membrane. The coding region runs from base 4 to 1311 and encodes 435 amino acids. The record is from RefSeq and is a predicted model, not a curated record. NCBI's taxonomy places the organism in Eukaryota, Metazoa, Arthropoda, Insecta, Hymenoptera, Apidae. Gene Ontology annotation, biological process: sphingosine metabolic process; phospholipid dephosphorylation.